AAGCAACAUCAACAAAAAACGUAUGCCACGACUUUAAUAGAAAUUUUAAGUUAUUUAAACGUAACCGAAAAUGAUCGAGUGGAUUAAGUGCGUAGACCUAAUCAGAGUUUGUUAGCUAGGCGUACGACAGACAGACACACAUACACAAUAUUUGCUCUCUUUUGGUACUUAGAAAGCAUCGGCACUGCACUGACGUGGACCUGAAAGAUUAGAAACAGCAGAGUACCAGCAUGUCUACAGCACGGCGGAGGCCGCAGGGCGGCAGUGCGGGCGAUGACCAGAGCGUUCUCAUCACAGAAUAUCAACCGAAGGAGCCGCUGGCGGAGAAGGAUGAGGAAAAGCCAGACAUACGCGGCGACAGACGGAAUAUAGCUAUACUGCUGUUCCUGUACAUACUGCAGGGCAUACCCAUUGGCCUGAUUGCCGCCAUUCCCAUGCUGCUGCAGAACCGCGGCGCCAGCUACAAGCAGCAGGCGGAGUUCUCCUUUGCCUAUUGGCCGUUCAGCCUGAAGCUGCUGUGGGCGCCCAUCGUGGACUCGGUGUAUGUGCGCAGGUUUGGGCGCCGCAAGUCGUGGCUGGUGCCGGUGCAGUAUCUGCUGGGCGGCUUCAUGAUGUUCCUCUCCUACUACGUGGAUCGCUGGCUGGGCGGCGACGGUGUGGAGCCGAAUGUGGUGCUGCUGGCGCUGCUCUUCUUCCUGCUGAACUUCCUGGCGGCCACGCAGGACAUCGCCGUGGACGGCUGGGCCCUGACCAUGCUGAAGCGCUGCAAUGUGGGCUACGCCUCGACGUGCAACAGUGUCGGCCAGACGGCCGGCUACUUCCUCGGCUAUGUGGUGUUCAUUGCCCUCGAAUCGAAGGACUUUUGCAACAAGUACUUGCGGGAUGUGCCCCUCAACGAGGGCAUGAUCACGCUGCCAAAUUUCCUCUGGUUCUGGGGCAUUGUCUUUGUCGUGGCCACCACGCUGGUGGCAAUCUUCAAGAAGGAAAACGACAUUGAGGAUGCCCACACGGAGGCACGCUACACCGAGGAGCACGAGCUGAACAUUCGUCAGAGCUACAAGAUCCUCCUGGACAUGGUGAAGAUGCGCCCCGUGCAGAUCCUGGCUGCCAUUCUGCUCACCGUUAAGGUAACCUUCUCCGCCUCGGAUGCUGUGACCAGCCUGAAGCUCAUCGAUGCCGGUGUGCCCAAGGAUCAGCUGGCACUGCUCGCUAUACCGCUCAUCCCACUGCAGCUGGUUCUCCCUCUGGUCAUGGGUCGCUACACCAACGGCCCACGUCCCAUGGAUGUGUAUCUGAAGGCCAUUCCCUAUCGAAUCCUGCUGGCCGCUGUGGCCACAAUGUUUGCCUAUGCCACGCCAUUUAUGGUGCAGCAGGGACAUGUGCCCGUGUACUACUAUGCCCUGCUCAUCGUGCUGUAUGCGUGCUAUCAGGUGUUCCUGUACUCCAUGUUUGUGGCGGCCAUGGCAUUCUUUGCAAAGAUCUCGGACCCCGCUGUCGGGGGCACAUACAUGACAUUCCUCAAUACGCUGUGCAAUCUGGGCGGCAAUUGGCCCAACACAGUGGUGCUCUGGCUGGUGGAUGUGUUAACGUACAAACAGUGCAGCAGCAUCGCGGAUAACGCCUGCCUCAACAAGGAAGAGCAACAGAGCUGCGAAUCGUCACAGGGCAAAUGUGACAUUACCUUCGAUGGCUACUAUUUGGAGUCGUUCUUCUGCGUGGUUUAUGGCAUCAUCUGGCUGCUGGUGGUGCACAAAUGGAUUGUCUACUUGCAGGAUUUGCCUGUGCGGUCAUGGCUGGUGGUCAAGCACAAGUCGCGGUAGCAAUUAAUCGUGUGAAACGCAGCCAACAGCUAUUAUUUAUAGAACUUGUGGCAAGAGUUUGUUUGCAGCCGCCUCAUCGUGUUUAGGCUAGUGCAAUUGAAAAUUUCCCGCCUCGGUAUUGUUUUUUUUUGUCGUAAAACUCAAUAGAUUCCAUUGGAAAUAAAAUUAGUUUCGAGUACAAAGCAAA
Molecule: messenger RNA, 2007 nt
Organism: Drosophila guanche
Lineage: Eukaryota; Metazoa; Arthropoda; Insecta; Diptera; Drosophilidae
Product: acetyl-coenzyme A transporter 1
Exons: 3
Coding region: 231-1820 (529 amino acids)
Cellular component (GO): membrane
Molecular function (GO): acetyl-CoA transmembrane transporter activity
Source: RefSeq, a predicted model, not a curated record